UGACGUAUUGACUGAACCCAAUGUAACUUGAGUAAAAUUCAACUGACCAAAUUCUAAAUCCAAAAUCCAAAUAAUUUAUUAGAAAUUAGACAGUGGAGUUGUUUUGCAUGGCUAGUUUUUGUUGUUGUCAUAUGAGAUGGUAAAAGUUGUACUAAUUCUUGUUCAUGUCUGCUCUAUAACGUACWAUAAAACAUUUAGCUUUGAAAAUACUUCUUGUUAACACUUUCUUGAGCACUCAGUUUCAAUAGCUGUUGUGAACUUAUGGUGAUGUGGUCAGAUCCAUCGUCAACAAAUAUGGCUAAUGGAAACCAAUGGAUGAAUCCAACAUUUUAUAAAAAUAUGAACAACGAAAAAAUGGAUUGGGCAAGUUUGGCUCARCAUUGGAUAAAAGUGGAAAAAACUUCACUCGCUAUUUCCCCUGGACAACAAGUAAAGAUUCCACUUUCUGAACACAGUUUUCUCAAACUCGGUCAGCAAGUAGAUGAAGUACCUAAGAAUUCUUCAAACUUAGCAGCAGCAACAAAUAAAAUGCUUAGUGAUCAUAAUAUUUCAUGUCCUGAUACAAGAAAUAAUAUAGAGAGACCAAGAGCUUUGAAUACAUGGACUUUGCAGCAAAAACAAUCRAUUUGGUAUUGGGCUUCUACUUCAACAGUUCCACCAACUAAAACACCUGUUACAGAGUCAGUUAAUUCUCUGAGACCACCUUUUGUACCUCCUAUAUUAUCUGAACCACCCACAUGUUUUCCAAUGUUGACACCAAACAGACCAUUUCCACCUAAUAAUUAUUGGGCAGGGCCCAAUACUACAGUUUUAUCACCUUCUGAAUUAGAUCAAUGGAAURAACUUAAUAUGAUUUCCAAAGUGGAUGAUAGAACUCAAGAUCCAUCAUUUAUUAUGUUAAUGGAUGUUACUAAUGAUAUGAUGUUAAGCGUAGUUAAAGAGGUGCUAAACACUACUCAACAAAUAGAUAUUCAAGGAAAUCAAAACCUAACAUCAUUAGCUGGUAAGCUGGGGCUUGGAAUUUAUGGUUCAGAAUCUGAGUUGUCAGAUGAAAACGAUGAAGAGCAGCACUCAUCAUGUCAUAAGCAACUAAAACAAGAUUCUGAUGAAGCUAUUCGAGAAAGAAUAUUGAAACGACAACUUGAGUUCAGUAAUAUUGAAGCUAGGAUACUUUUGGAAUUGGAUCAAUUAGAAGAUAAGGAAAAAAUUGUGAGGGCUAAAUUUGAUGAUAGUGUCAUGCUGAGUGGAGAAAUGAAUAAUAUUGGUAGUCAGGUAGUGGAAAACAUUCAGACAAAAGGGCGUAAUGAAGAUGUAGAAUAUAACCAAAAGAUUGACAAGUGUCAUGAUGAGAUAAAAAAAGAAUUACCUAAUGAUUUGGAUAUUAAAAAUGAACAUGAAAAAAAAUCUAAAUCCAAAAGUUCAUCAAGUUCUGGUUCAUCAAGCAGUAGUAGUGAUAGUAUGAGGAAUGAUAAUACUGACAGUAAAUACAAUUUUAAGAAAAACGAUAAAAUUGAAUCCAAAUCUUCGUAUGAAAAAACUUUAAAUGAUAGUAUAAAAAUAAAACAAAGAUYGCGAUCUAGAAAUAAAAGUAGAUCUCAUUCAAGAUCUAAGCGUAGUAGGUCACAUUCAAGAUAUGGUAGAAAAUCUCCACAUAGUUUUAGAUCAAGACAAAGUCGAUCGCCAAGAUUAAGUCAUUCAUAUUCCACAAAGUUUAAAAGCAAAUGGAAUAGUUCUAGUUCAAAUGAAUCGAGAAGUGAUGAACUCUAGUAUAGAUGAUAAUUUUCUAGUCAAAAUAUUGUUUUAAGAGGUUAAACUCUUAAUUAUUGUUUUAUUGAAAUUACUCAUUAAA
Diuraphis noxia (Russian wheat aphid) is the source of this 1849-nucleotide messenger RNA. RefSeq lists its product as uncharacterized. The record is from RefSeq and is a predicted model, not a curated record. Lineage: Eukaryota; Metazoa; Arthropoda; Insecta; Hemiptera; Aphididae.